CGUAGGUGUAGGAACAUCCUAGAUUGACUGAUCUUACAGCACGUUUGUUGCUACGAUGGCAGAUGCUGUCCUUCAGUCAGCUCGGUCAGCACUCAAAGAGGAGCGCUUCUUUGACGGCGUGCAGCUGAUCAACAGCGCCCUGGAGGCACAGCAGGCUAUCGUGAUCAAGCCCGGCUCAGGUGGCUAUGCGGCGGAGGCUGCCACAGAAGUCGACAACCAGGAGAUUCUGCAAAAUCCAGAAGCGUUCCUGAUGCGUGUGCUGCCUUCCCUCCAAUCAUCACAGCGUCAGCUUUUAGCAGACCUUUUUGCUUUGCGCACAGACUUGCUGAUUGGCCUGGGUGCAUUGAAGCGGGCUGUUCUCGAUAUCAGCGCGGCCUUGCUACUGACACCCGAAAACGAAGCAAUGUCAAUCAAGAAGAUGCAGAUCGAAGGCCUGCUGAAGUCGGGUGCCUCCAGUGUGGGCUCUGCAAAGACUCCCACUACGAUUAUCACGGGCUUCUUGGGUGCCGGCAAGACCACCCUGCUGAACUACAUUCUGGAUGUCAAUCAUGGCAAAAAGAUAGCCAUCAUCGAAAAUGAAUUUGGUGAGGUUGGGAUAGAUGAUGCCCUUCUAAACACAAAAAGUGCUGUAACCGAGGAGAACAUCAUCGAGAUGAACAAUGGAUGCAUUUGCUGCACAGUUCGGGGUGAUCUCAUUGCUGGGUUGAAAAAGCUCCACAAGCAAACCACUGGGAAGGGCAAGCCACUCGAUGGAAUCAUCAUCGAAACGACUGGCUUGGCUGACCCUGCUCCAGUGGCCCAGACCUUUUUUGCGGAUGAUUUCGUGAGUGCCAAUAUGGUGUUGGAUGGAAUUCUUACUGUGGUGGACGCAAAACAUAUCGUGGGUCAGCUGCAGGAGGAGAAGCCGCAAGAUGCAGUCAAUGAAGCUGUCGAGCAGAUAGCCUUUGCCGACCGAAUUUUGCUCAACAAGACAGAUUUGGUCGGGGAGGCUGACUUGCUCAAGGUGGAGGCCGAAAUUCGCCACAUCAACAAGACGGCCGCAAUCCGGAAGACACAAAAUUCCCGUGUGGACAUGGACUUCAUUUUGGGCAUCAAGGCCUUCUCACUGGAAAAGAUCCUGAUGCAGAUCAGUCAAAAUUUGGAAGAGGAGCUAGUUGCUGAGCAUGGUUCGGGCCACGGCGACCACGGCGGCCACGGCGGCCACGGCCAUGAAGGACAUGCUCAUAGCCACAGUCAUGAUGAGGACUGCGAGGAGUGUGGCCAUUCCACACACCGUCGCCAUGACUACAGGGUCAGCUCAGUGGGAAUCCAGCGGGACCGAGAAGUGCAGAAGGAUAAGCUUGACACCUUCAUCAGCUGGUUGGUGCAGAACAAAGGGCCUGACCUUUACCGUUCAAAAGGAGUCUUGGCUGUGAAUGGCAUGUCCCACAAGUUUGUGUUCCAUGCGGUGCACAUGCAGUUCAGUGGCAAGCCGCAAGAACCAUGGAGAGAAGGUGAGAAGAGGCAGUGCAAGAUGGUGUUUAUUGGAAAAAAUUUGGAUCGGGAAGAGCUGAACAAGAAGUUCGACGAAUGCCUGGUGAAGUGAUAUUGAACCGCAGCAAAGCAGACCAUAGUCGCUUUCAACGAAGAACCCUUUUUGACUAGGUUGGAGGCCAUCGCUAGUAGGUUGGAGGCCAUUGGAAUUAGGUUGGAGGCCAUGAAGAACCCUGUUUGACCUCCAGAGAUUUUCAGACUUGCGAUUGUUAUGUUUCUUCCAUGCGAUGCACAGACUCACAGCCCAGGGUUACAAGAUCGCUUCAAGAAGGGUGCUCCUGUUGAGGCAAACUGCCGAAGGAACGACAACAAAGAGAUCAAUCUGGCAAUGCUCAGCUUAGCCGCUGAGCCCCAGGAGCACAAGUGAUUCUUGGCCUAAAACUUACUUUAGUUCGAGCUAUCUCCACGCGACAAAAAGAUCAAAGAGAGAAGCGCACAACGCAUAGGGGCUCGUGAUUUGUGUGGUUCCCUUGACCAGUCUGGAGCCCUUGAACUCCUUCGGGCAGUGAUGUCCUUUCCCCGUUAGUUUUUUUGUGCAGUCAUGCGCCAUUUCGGUUUGAGUGUUUCAAGUCGCACCAUGACCCACAAUGUGCCCGUGACCUUUCUUUGGGUAUAGUAUGGAGCCCUGAAGCCACGCCCAAAUGUGUUUGUCUGGUUCUGAGAAGCAACAAGGGCUUGAGGCAGCCUGUUGGCUGGAUGGACGGACCUUGCCAAAGUGAUCUCUUGAGGGAAAAUUGCUUCAAGUUGUUUCGUUAAGCAUCAAGCCGUUGGUUGGGAGGGCCCUUGAAGCGCC
Molecule: messenger RNA, 2326 nt
Organism: Durusdinium trenchii
Lineage: Eukaryota; Dinophyceae; Suessiales; Symbiodiniaceae
Source: the annotation of a GenBank genome assembly